ACGCGUACAAACAUCAUUCCAGCUUUCGCAUUUCCCUCCACUCCAGCAUUGUGAUCUCCCAAAAAGCCAAGCACGGAAACAGGCAGAGCAUCUCGCCAUGGCGGCCGCGGCCAGGGCCUUCGCCGCGCACGUGCUGCGCGGGAGGUGGUUCAUGGCGUACGGCUCCUUCCUCAUCAUGUCCGCGGCGGGGGCGACGUACAUCUUCGCCGUCUACUCCAAGGACAUCAAGGCCACGCUCGGCUACACCCAGGAGCAGCUCAACACCGUCGGCUUCUUCAAGGACGUCGGCGCCAACGUCGGGAUCCACGCCGGCCUCAUCGCCGAGGUCGCCCCGCCAUGGCUCGUCCUCGCCAUCGGCGCCGCAAUGAACCUGGGGGGAUACCUCAUGCUCUACCUCUCAGUCGCCGGCGUCGUCCGCGCCAGGCCGCCGCUCUGGCUCGUCUGCAUCUACAUCGCCGUCGGCGCCAACUCGCAGGCCUUCGCCAACACCGGCGCGCUCGUCACCUGCGUCAAGAACUUCCCCGAGAGCCGUGGCGUCAUUCUCGGCCUGCUCAAGGGCUUCGUCGGACUCAGCGGAGCCAUCUUCACCCAGCUCUACCUCGCCUUCUACGGCGGUGGUGGCGGCGACACCAGGCCGCUCAUACUGCUCGUUGGCUGGCUCCCCGCCGCCGUCUCCGUGGCUUUUCUCGGCACAAUACGGAUCAUUCGCUCGCCGCGCUCCCCGGUGGCGGCGCGCCGCGAGUACCGCGCGUUCUGCGGCUUCCUGUACGUGUCGCUCGCUCUCGCCGCUUACCUCAUGGUCGUCAUCAUCUUGCAGAAGAGGUUCUUGUUCACCCGAGCCGAGUUUGGCGUCAGCGCCGCCGUCGUGCUCGCAAUGCUUCUUGUUCCAUUCACCGUGGUCCUGCGCGAGGAGGCCGCACUGUUCAAGAGCACGCUGGAAGCGCAGUCCGUGGUGACCGUGGCCACCAAACCGCGGACGCCGGCACAAGAGCCAGCGGCCGUUGUGGAGAGGCCAGCGGCUACACUGAUGUCGAGGGUGGUGCGGGCUCUGAGGCCGCCACCGCUUGGUGACGACUACACGAUCCUUCAGGCGCUGGUGAGCGUGGACAUGCUGCUGCUGUUCACGGCCACGGUGUUCGGCAUGGGCGGCACCCUCACGGCCAUCGACAACAUGGGCCAAAUCGGCGAGUCGCUGGGCUACCCGCAGCGCAGCAUCGCCACCUUCGUCUCCCUCAUCAGCAUCUGGAACUACCUCGGCCGGGUCGCCUCCGGCUUCGCGUCGGAGGCGCUCCUCGCGCGGUACCGCCUCCCGCGCCCGCUCGUCCUCGCCGUCGUCCUGCUCCUCACCGUCCCGGGCCACCUCCUCAUAUCGUUCGGCGUGCCGGGCUCCCUGUACGUGACGUCGGUGAUCAUCGGGUUCUGCUUCGGCGCCGCGCAGCCGCUGAUCCUGGCGAGCGUGUCGGAGCUGUUCGGGCUCAGGUACUACUCCACGCUCUACAACCUGUGCGGCACGGCGAGCCCCGUGGGGUCGUACGUCCUCAACGUGCGCGUCGCCGGGCGCAUGUACGACCGCGAGGCCGCGCGGCAGGGUGGCGGACACGCCGUGGCAUCGGCGUCCGGGAAGAGGCUCGUGACCUGCAUCGGCGUCCGGUGCUACAAGGAGUCGUUCUUGGUCAUAACGGCGGUGACGGUGGCCGCCGCGGCCGUGACGCUGGUGCUGGCGUGGAGGACUCGGGGAUUCUACGCGGGGGACGUGUACGCGCGGUUUAAGGAGGAAGAGGAGGUGGUGGUGGCUGGGCAGAGCAGAAAUGGCGUCGCCGCGUCGGAGAUGACCAGUUAGAAAAUGGAUCUAAGAUCUAACACAACACACGCGAUCACAGUAGUGAGGUGGACGAGCACAAUGUUGGAAAAUUAUAAGGUAAUUUUGUAUGAUUAAUUCAAGAAUAUACGAAGGCCAAUGCUACGAAUCAGCGGAAUGAUUUCUUUCUGGAUAAGCGCGCUGCUGGUCCUUUGGAUGACAGCAACCCCACAGCAGCAGUAACCAGUAAGCUUCGCCGUAGCGCGGCUGCACCCCGGCAGUUUUCAUGUCAAACUGCCGGCGUCCGGCGAAGCUCCAAUGCAACUCCGGCGACUCCGGUGAAGCUUCAAUGUAACUCCGGCAGAGCUCCAAUGCAACUCCGGUGACUUCGGUGAAGCUCCAAUGCAACGUAGCGCACAACGGCGACGGUCUCCAGCGAUGUUUUGUUGUUGCAUCAAUGGUCCCCCCGCGAUGCUCCAUUGGAGCACUUACGGUCUCCGGCAACGCUCCGUUGGAGCACCGUGCAACUUGACGAAGCCACAUCGGCUACUCCUCGCAGCAAGGGUUCUGUUGGAAAAACCGGCGAGCCACCGCGUCGCUCGCUUGAAGCAUGAAUGGAGCACGUUGACCCCUCGUUGCAGCACCGCUGCGACCCCGGGUCCGGCCGGCUGCACACUCAUCUGCAGCACCGCUGGCAGUCGCGUCUCGCACUACUGUGUGUCCGCUCUUGCAACGACCGGUGGCUGAUGGUGGAUAACGAGAGCAGCUAGCCGUUGGUGGCUAGCCUUGUGAUGGUGGAGAACGAGAGGGGCUGAGGAAGGAGAGAGGACCCGAGUGGAUAAG
Molecule: messenger RNA, 2641 nt
Organism: Triticum urartu
Lineage: Eukaryota; Viridiplantae; Streptophyta; Magnoliopsida; Poales; Poaceae
Product: protein NUCLEAR FUSION DEFECTIVE 4-like
Cellular component (GO): membrane
Source: RefSeq, a predicted model, not a curated record